GAAAAAUAAUAACAAUUUAUAACAAAAAUAAUAAUAAUAAUUAUAAUAAAAAAAAAAAAAGAAAAGAAAAAAAUUCAUUUAUUUUUAACUCUUUUAUUAAUUCUUCUUUUUUUUUUCUUUAAAAAAUGGAAAAAUAUUCUAGAUGGAGAGAUGCAGGAACUGGUAUUCAGCCUUUUCUUCCUCCAGUGCCACCACGUAUUGAUUCUAGCUUUUUAAUCACUUUAUCCAACAUCAUUCAUAUAAUUGUUGGUCCAGUUCAGGGUAUUCUUAAAAUACUUCUCAUCAGCCUUCUAUCACUAGUCUACAUUUUGUUUGUACCUCUGUUAGGCACAUUACUGACGCCCAUCAAACCACUAAAAAGAGGGUGGACAAGACUAUUUUCAGCCAUAUUGUUACGUCUUGUCUUAUUUUUAUCAGGCUUCUUCUAUAUUAAGACAGAGACGGUUUCUCUUCGUAAAAGUCGUGAUUCAAAAGGACGUCCUAUAGAAAGUCCUCAAGUUCAAAAUGGAAGUGUGAUUGUAGCUAAUUGGACAUCUUACAUUGAUGUUUUAUAUCUCGCAUUUAGAUUUGAUCCUGUAUUUACACAACUUUAUACAGAAACAAAUAAAGUCAGGGUCAUUUCUUUAUGGGAAGCAAUCCGAUUGACUAGUAAAAUACCUGAAUCAAAGCCUUCCAAGAAUAAUGAACUAUUAUAUUCAGUAGAGGAAUUAGCAUUAAAAGCGAAAAAGAAUAAAUGGGGUCCUAUCGUGAUAUUUGCAGAAGGAACAACAACGAAUGGUAGAGCAUUAUUAAGAUUUGCACCUGUCUUUAAGGAAUGUGAAAAAGUAGAAAAAAAUAUGUUUCAACUAAUGUCAUUCAAAUAUGAGUAUGGUAACAUGCCACCUACUUUUACAGUUGGAAAUCAAUUUUAUCAUUUCUUUAAGCUCUGUUCACAGUUCUAUAAUACACUUCUCGUUAAAUCACUUGCAAGGGAUGAGCUUUUAAAUGAAUUUUUAUUACAUAAUCAAUCUGAGGACCCUGUUGGUGAUGUAUUAAUCUCAUCGCUUGGUAAUAUAUCCAAGCUUAGAAAAACAAAUUUAACCAUGUUAGACAAACGUGAUUUUAUGAUUUAUUAUAAAUCCCGUACAAAGAAAUAAUAAUAAAGAAUUCUAUAGAGUGUAAAUUUCCUCAAUUUAUGCAAAGAGACGAUGUAUACUUUACUACUAAUUACUCCAAAUAUUACCAAUAUUUGUA
This is a messenger RNA of Cokeromyces recurvatus, 1233 nucleotides long. RefSeq lists its product as uncharacterized. The transcript has 9 exons. Gene Ontology annotation, molecular function: acyltransferase activity. The coding region runs from base 126 to 1136 and encodes 336 amino acids. Lineage: Eukaryota; Fungi; Mucoromycota; Mucoromycetes; Mucorales; Mucoraceae. The record is from RefSeq and is a predicted model, not a curated record.